Molecule: messenger RNA, 716 nt
Organism: Ostrea edulis (European flat oyster)
Lineage: Eukaryota; Metazoa; Mollusca; Bivalvia; Ostreida; Ostreidae
Exons: 4
Coding region: 48-629 (193 amino acids)
Biological process (GO): mitochondrial electron transport, NADH to ubiquinone
Source: RefSeq, a predicted model, not a curated record
GAAGUUUUUCUCUUUCAUGUUGAACACAUAACAUCCUGUGGAACAAAAUGGCAAGGUUAUCGGAGCCGAGGUUUGCCUCCUCGGGAGGAAAGUUUGUUCCUAUAAAAUUCCGACUAGAUACAUUACCUCUUUCGGAUUCAGAAAAAUUGUUCAAAAAAGCUGGCAGCCAAUUUCCUGCAUUCUCUAUCGAGCCGCUUCCUUUUGAGCGUGACAGGGUGGGUGAACCAAUGUCACCGGAGGACCGGGCUCGGCGAAAGCAAUGGAUGAAAGAUCAAGAACUCCCAAAGGGUGAACCGAGGAUGGACAUCGUUGAAAAAAUUAGGCCCAAAAAUGCUAUAAGAAAAUUCUACCAGUAUCCCGGGGAUAUGCUUGAGGGAAUGCUCUCUAAGUCUAUGAGCCCAUAUCUUGCAAAGAAUCUGAGACUGUUAACUACCCGGGCGGUGCGAGCGUACGUUAUUGGGUUAGGGAUUGUGUACUGGGUAAAAUAUAAUGGCAAGACAUGGGAGAAAAAGAAAGGACCCAUUAUCUAUACUAGAUGCGCAGACACUUUCUGGAAGGACAUAAGGAACCAGGAAUCAAAAGAGUUUGCAGACUUUGGAUUUAAUGAGAGGAAAGUGUUAAGACAGUGAUUUAAAUUAUGACAUUAAAUCAUUUGAAAUGUUGUAUAUAUGGAUUCUCUGAAGAGUUUACAAAAAAUAAAAAUAUCUUAUACUUGU